This is a messenger RNA of Prionailurus viverrinus (fishing cat), 2568 nucleotides long. RefSeq names its product solute carrier family 30 member 7 (gene SLC30A7). The record is from RefSeq and is a predicted model, not a curated record. NCBI's taxonomy places the organism in Eukaryota, Metazoa, Chordata, Mammalia, Carnivora, Felidae. The transcript is spliced from 11 exons. Gene Ontology annotation, cellular component: membrane; Golgi apparatus. Gene Ontology annotation, biological process: transmembrane transport; intracellular zinc ion homeostasis; zinc ion transport. Gene Ontology annotation, molecular function: zinc ion transmembrane transporter activity. The coding region runs from base 173 to 1303 and encodes 376 amino acids.
GGAAGUCGGCGAGUUCCCGGGUGUGUGUCUGUGUCUGUCUGUGUCUCGAAGCGGCACGCGGCCCGGGACAAACGCUGGGGAAUCCCACCUGAGGCGUCGCCGCUGUCACUACCAUCACCCACGGAGCCACUACUAGAGGGGAGUAGACCCGGCCCUUCGCCGGGCAGAGAAGAUGUUACCCCUGUCCAUCAAGGACGAUGAAUACAAACCACCCAAGUUCAAUCUGUUCGGCAAGAUUUCGGGCUGGUUUAGGUCUAUCCUGUCGGACAAGACGUCCCGGAACCUGUUUUUCUUCCUGUGCCUGAACCUUUCUUUCGCUUUUGUUGAACUACUCUACGGCAUCUGGAGCAACUGCUUAGGCUUGAUUUCCGACUCUUUUCACAUGUUUUUCGAUAGCACUGCCAUUUUGGCUGGAUUGGCAGCAUCUGUUAUUUCCAAAUGGAGAGAUAAUGAUGCUUUCUCUUAUGGGUAUGUUAGAGCAGAAGUUCUGGCUGGCUUUGUCAAUGGCCUUUUUUUGAUCUUCACUGCUUUUUUUAUUUUCUCAGAAGGAGUCGAGAGAGCAUUAGCCCCUCCAGAUGUACACCAUGAGAGACUGCUUCUUGUUUCAAUUCUUGGGUUUGUGGUAAACCUAAUAGGAAUAUUUGUUUUCAAGCAUGGAGGUCAUGGACAUUCUCAUGGCUCUGGCCAUGGACACAGUCAUUCCCUUUUUAAUGGUGUUCUGGAUCAGGCACAUGGCCAUGGAGAUCAUUGCCAUAGUCAUGAUUUGAAACAUGGUGCUUCACAUAGCCAUGAUCAUGCUCAUGGACAUGGACACUUUCAUUCUCAUGAUGGUCCCUCUUUAAAAGAAACAACAGGACCCAGCAGACAGAUUUUACAAGGUGUAUUUUUACACAUUCUGGCAGAUACACUUGGGAGUAUUGGUGUAAUUGCCUCUGCCAUCAUGAUGCAAAAUUUUGGUCUGAUGAUAGCAGAUCCUAUCUGUUCAAUCCUGAUAGCCAUGCUUAUAGUUGUGAGCGUUAUUCCUCUUUUAAGAGAAUCUGUUGGCAUAUUAAUGCAGAGAACCCCUCCAGUGUUGGAAAAUACUCUGCCUCAGUGCUAUCAGAGGGUGCAGCAGUUACAAGGAGUUUACAGUUUACAAGAACAGCACUUCUGGACCUUAUGUUCUGAUGUUUACGUUGGGACCUUGAAAUUAGUAGUAGCACCUGAUGCUGAUGCCAGGUGGAUUUUAAGCCAAACACAUAACAUUUUUACUCAGGCUGGAGUGAGACAGCUUUAUGUACAGAUUGACUUUGCGGCCAUGUAAUGAAUGAAAAGAAAUUGUCCUUUUUGGGGGACCCAAUAUUUCUGGUACUGUACAAUCCAAAACACUGUACCUAGCUUUUUAAGACGGAAAUCGUCACUACAAAUCCCCAGCUCCAAGUACACCAGGUAGCGUCAGCCUUUUGUGCUCUGCUAGGACUUCACAGCUGAGGGAUCAGAGUUAAGAGGGUCCCUCCUGGACUGUUGGUCUUGUCUUUUGUGCUCUUCCCUCCAAACCAUUUUGAUUUCUGAGGUUUCUAGUUUUGUUCCAGGAUGUUAGUUUUUGCUUCCUUUUUCUUUUUCCAUUUCAAAAAUGCCCUCACUCCCAGUUCUCCUCCUAGCCAGUAAGAAUUUGGACUAUGGGCCUCCAGGCAUCUGAAUGUCUUCGCUGAAGCUGAUGGAAGCCACUGCUUCCUGUCCACAAAACUAGUGUUACUAAAAAAAAAAAAGAAGAAAAGAAAAAAAAAAGAAAUAAUUUUAUAUGUAAUGUCACGAUUGUUGACGUUCUUCAGUAUAAUCAUAUGUUUGUAAAAUUGUUUGUACCUUGCAAACUUAUGAACCAAACCAUAUUGGGUUUUCAAAGUGCCUUUGUAUCUGAAAAUGUAUUUGCCAGCAUAAAAAUGUACCAUCAAAGGUCAUGCAUAUGUUUUUUAAUGGGUAAUUCUGUAAUCUGUACAAGGUGGAAGACUCUUGUUAGUGAUGUAUACAGAUUGUCUUUUCGUGUCCUUCCAGCAUAGGUUUAAAUAUAUGAAAAGUUUCCUCUUACUGCUUUACCUCAUCAAAAAACAGGUGUUAUUUUGCUUUGUAAAUCAAAUUCAGUUAUCACAUUGCAUUAUUCCAUGGACUGUAUUUUCAAAACUUUGCAAAGCAUUUGUUUUACAGAUGGUUGUUUUGACUAACUUAAAACAUCUGCUAAAUCCCAAAUUUCUCUAAAAGCUACUUGUCUGUGAUAACCUUUGCUAUGUCUCCUCGCUGUUGAUGGAUUUUCUUAAUGAAAGGAAAGGCAAUGUAGAGUGAAGGCAGAAAUGGUUGUGACAAUGUUAUUGUGUUUUUUCAUUCUUCAAAUGCUAAGUCAUACAAUUUGUUUUCUUGUGCAAGCCUUGCACAAAUACAGUUGCUUUCAGAAAUCCUAAAAGCAACAUUUUAUUGGGUUUGAACUAUUGAAGAUACAGAUCAGUUGUGAUAAAACAGGUGUCUUAGAAGUAAUAAAUAAGUUGAUUUCUGGGUUCUGGUGUAUUUGAAAAAUAAAAUCGUGAUUUGAGAUGACAA